Molecule: messenger RNA, 1096 nt
Organism: Ananas comosus (pineapple)
Lineage: Eukaryota; Viridiplantae; Streptophyta; Magnoliopsida; Poales; Bromeliaceae
Exons: 4
Coding region: 58-780 (240 amino acids)
Biological process (GO): peptidyl-proline hydroxylation to 4-hydroxy-L-proline
Cellular component (GO): endoplasmic reticulum
Molecular function (GO): procollagen-proline 4-dioxygenase activity; L-ascorbic acid binding; iron ion binding
Source: RefSeq, a predicted model, not a curated record
CCCUCGCCGAUCAUUUUUCACCGGUAGCUAAUUCCUGUCGAAGGUGAAGCUUCGACAAUGGCGACUCGCGCCGCGGGUGGGGGAGACGGGGAGCAGCGGAGGAAGAAGACGAAAACGAAGACGAAGACGAGUAGGGCAAAGGAGAUGGGAGGGAGAUGGCCCGCCAUUAAACCCAAGAAGGAUCUCCAAAUCGAUCGCCUCCGUGGUACCCUCCUCUUCACGGUACCGAAUUUCUUCAGCGCUGCUGAAGCAAGUGCUUUCGUUGAAGCCGCAGAGGCAAUUGGCUUCACCCACCAGGGAAGCUUGGGACCAGCUAGAGGCCAAGCGUAUAGAGACAACGAUCGUAUAUCCAUGACCGACCCAUCGCUAGCUGAAGUCAUCUGGGAGUCGGGCCUAAAGAAAAUAUUUGGCGAUAUCAAACUUCCAGGCGAAGUAGCUGUGGGUCUAAAUCCAAAUAUUAGAUUCUACAGGUAUACAGUGGGUCAGCGGUUUGGUCGCCACAUUGAUGAGAGCGUUGAUCUUGGAGAGGGUCGCAUAACGAAGUACACCCUUUUAAUAUAUCUCAGUGGCAAAGGCAACAACAAAGAUUCAUCGGCAGAGUCUCUUGUCGGAGGAGAAACUGUCUUUUAUGAUCAAAGAGGACGAGUUGUAGCUGAGGUCGCUCCGGUUCCAGGAAUGGCGCUGCUUCAUAUUCAUGGAGACGACUGCAUGCUACAUGAAGCUCGUGUUGUUACCAAAAACAUUAAAUAUGUUCUCCGUUCGGAUGUCUCUUUUGCUUGACAUUGUUCGGAUUUUCUGUGUUAGCUUCAUUGCCUAUUUCUUUUACUUCGAUUCGAAGUAAAGAGUGAAGUGAUACUAAACAGUUAGACCUCGAGCUUGAGCAUAUUGUAGUGGAUGAGAAGGCCUGAAUACCUGCACCUUUUUCUUUUUCUUUUUUUUUAUUCAAAGGUGUUGUAUGCUUGUACCAGCUUUUAUAUGGAGCAUUGCGGAUACAUAGAGAGAAACCGAUAAUAUCUAAAGCUUAUUUUGAUACCCUCAAAUUGUAAUGGAAAGCAUAAGCUUACGAAAUAUCAUUCAUUCAGCUAUUUUAUUAUCA